GUCGUGAGGAUAGACUGCAGGGUGGCAUUUGAUUUUUCACACAGCCGCCUUUUUUUCUAUUCUAAUAUACAAAUUAUUUCGAUUUACGUGCGUACGUGCAAUUUAUCGUAAUGGAUCCUGCAGUCUUUCCCGAAGAAAUCUGGAUUAAGAUUCUACUUGAGUGUGACGUACCUGAUAUCAUAGCUUUUGGGAGCACCUGCAAGUACCUACGUAAGACCUCCGACACGGAUUACUUAUGGAAAAUGAAAUGGUUACAACUUAUAUCUACGGUACAAUUCCAAUUUCCCGACAUGAAGUGUCUUCAAAUGCUCAGCGUCAGUUUUAAAGCUAUGUGUUAUCGAUUGCAUAUGAUUUUAACGUUAGCAAACGAGAGCAACGAGAACUCCUUUCCAAAAUGCUGUAACUGCAGUAGCUACACUUGUCAAAGAAAUUGUGUAGAAGGUUCGAGCGUGAAAGUGGUGAUAGAAAUAGGAAACAAAUACACAUGGGUAAUCAUACCGAAUUUUGGAUUAAGAAGGCAUUUCUCCAUGCUUGGCUUUCCCAAAUACAAUAGUGAGACUCAAGUCGAACAAGUACCUCCUCCUUCCCAGCAGAACAUUCCCAGUAGUAGCGGUCGAAGAAAAUCGGAAGGAAAAUUUGUAACGAAAAAAUCAAUCGUUAAGUUAUUGAAACUUUUGGAACCGGAAUCAACAAAGAUUCCGCCGCGCAGUGGACCCUUUUGCGUUUUUUGCAAUUCGGUACAAUUGUACAGAGAGAAGAGAAGAUUGGAGCAGCAUCCCAACGACGCAUCGUGUUAUACGCGGUGUAAUCCCAUUUAUCAAAAAUUAAUCAAUGGUUAUUGCACCGAUACGGAACAAGUGUUGGGUAUACCAAAUAUAGAUUUGUUUAACCCAGCCGAAGCACUGCUUAUAGAUGGAACAUUUUCAGUUUUGAAAGAUUUUGUCGAUCAUCUAUUUCGACAAAUGGGUCUAACAGAGACUCUGAGAAAACCAAAUGCUGUUCUUAUGUUUUGCGAACCCUUGGCUAUUCAUCCAUUACUUAGGAAACAGCUUUUGCAUUAUUUAUUUCAAGAAAUUAAAAUAGCUAGAGUUUGUUUAGUUCCUAAGCCAUUGGCAGCGUGUGCUAUGCUAGGUAUAGAGACUUGCAUCGUAGUCGACAGUGGUGCUUUGAGCACAACGGUGGCGGUUGUGAUAGAUGGAAGAGUGAUACCACAGCACUGGAGAUUAAUACCCGUAGGAGGUUGGCACGUUGCUUAUUAUCUGAAACAAGCUAUGAAUUGGCAACCAAAGGAAUUUCAUGAGAUUCCCAUAUCUUAUUUGGAUUAUCCAACCGUAAAAGAGCGAUGUAGGCUAAGUCUUGAUAUAAGGAAAGAAGAAUUUAGUAAUAAGUCCGAUAGACUUUAUAAAUGUGGGCAGAAUAAAGCUGAAAAAGUAGAUAUAGAUAUUCGGGUCGAUACUUACGCAAAUUGCAAAAAAGAUUGGAAAGUUUCAUUGGGAUCGGAGUUGUACACAGCUCCAGAAUUAAUGUACGUUAGUAUGGAUUUGCCGGAAGUAGUUAAAGAAGUAACAAACGGAUUACCAGAAGAUAUAAAAGAGGAUUGUCUUUCGCAAAUUCUCCUUACCGGUGGCAAUACAGAUUUAGCAGGGUUUGAAUUCAGAUUGGGACAGGAUUUAAAGAAGCUUCUUCCGCAGUACGCGAAUAUCCUAGAAGUGAAAAGUUGUCCAGGUACUCACAGUUGGAAUGUAGCAUUGGGAUCGACUUAUGUGCCUUUAGCUGUGCAUCCCGACAAAACGCCACCAGAAUACAUGAAAGGAAAUCCAUUCUGGCUGUCACGCGAAGAGUACAUUCUGUUCGGAUGCGAGUCGCUGGCGAGUCAACAGCAAUGAGCAAUGUUUAUCAUCUCGGUCGAUUUAUCGCUGCGAGAAAGUAAGUUAUCGCAAUUGAGAGAACCUUGACAGGA
Molecule: messenger RNA, 1960 nt
Organism: Ceratosolen solmsi marchali
Lineage: Eukaryota; Metazoa; Arthropoda; Insecta; Hymenoptera; Agaonidae
Exons: 5
Coding region: 111-1886 (591 amino acids)
Molecular function (GO): protein binding
Source: RefSeq, a predicted model, not a curated record